Messenger RNA from Meira miltonrushii, 3636 nucleotides. RefSeq lists its product as uncharacterized. The transcript has 21 exons. Bases 325 to 3636 code for a protein of 1103 amino acids. The record is from RefSeq and is a predicted model, not a curated record. NCBI's taxonomy places the organism in Eukaryota, Fungi, Basidiomycota, Exobasidiomycetes, Exobasidiales, Brachybasidiaceae.
CAAAGGCUAAACUAACAAGCAUGCAUGCACUCACUAAAAGGGUAUCAUCUUGAUCACUACCAAAUCAAUAUUGAAUGAUCAUUGAACGAAUACAUGAAGUGAUCUAUUGGCUGCUCUGUCGAUCUGACGCCAACAAAUAUCUUUUGCGUUCGUCAUCAUACCAAUCAACAUGCGGAAUACUUUGACGCCCCGGAUGAACAGCCUUGAUAUGAUUCAUCCAUACCCACCGUAUCUCGUUCGUUUUCCCUGCACUUUUAAAGAUCAUCAUCUCAGAUCAGUAUUUCUACUGGCGGCUUAUGUCAGAGACAUAGAGAUCGGUUCGAAAUGACAAUAAACCGAUUCGUAACACUGUGGUUGUCCUUCGUUGUUCAUACUGCUCUCGCUUCGGUGCAAUUGCGGAAGAGAGCGAAUAAACAUACAGGAUUUGAUUUGAAUAAGAGUCCGGCCGCAGAAACUGAUAGUGAUGAUGAUUUAAACCACUCUCCUAAUCAACCUCUAAAAGCUACAACAAGCAGCGAUAGACAUACCGAAAAAUCUGCUCUGAUCCAACAUCUUCAGGAUCAACACAUUGCUAGAGAACAACUACAUUUGAAAGCCUUACACCAGGCGAAAGAAACAGGUUCGUCCUAUCAAAAAGCAUAUUGGAUGAUCAAAAAAGAAGCAUUCUUAGAGAGCAUGCGAGUGAAUGAACCAGAACGUUAUAAUACCCGUCAAGAAAUCCAAGGGAGCAAGAGAAAAAAGAUAAAUCAAAGACGUAAUAUUGAUAGACCAAAGAGCAAAUACCAAAAGUUAAUCAAAUUACGUAACGAGGGAACGAUUACGCCUGAACAAUCGAUAGAAUUGGCGGAUCAAGCACGAAAAGAUUUGAUUCGAAAGCAAAGAUAUAGGAAGAAGAAAAAGGAAGAAGGACAAAUACAAGCCAAAUCUUCUACAAAAGGUGUAAAGAUCGUUGAGCUACAGAAAAGAGGGAACAAUCACAGGAAUUUGGAUUUGAAUAAAAGUCCGGUCGCCGCAAGCAGCAGUGAUGAUGAAGUAAAUCAGUCUUUCAGUCACUCUCCCGAAGCUACUAUAAGUUCAAAUCCGCAAGUACAAAAGAAAGACAGCAAUCAACAUACCGGAUCCUUUGGACAUAACAAAAAUCCUAUAGAUGAUAGCGCUGCCAGAGACAACUUACGUACGAAAGCACUACAGCAUGCAAAAGAGACUGGUCAAUCUUAUCAAAAGGCAUACUGGAUCAUAAAAAAGCAAGCGUUUUUGGAAAAUAUGCGAGUGAAUGAUCCGGAACGUUGGAACACUCGUCAAGCAGUCAAAAAGGAGAAGAGAAAAAGGAAAGAAAUGAAUGAUCCUGGCAGGCCCAAGAAUAAAUAUCUAAGGUUGCUUAAAUUACGUAGAGAAGGAAAACUUACGCUCGCACAAGAAACAGAAUUGGCAGAUCAGAAACAAAAGUACUCAAUGUUAAGACAAAAACCUUCAGCUCAACUGCAGAAAAGAGGAAACAAUCGUAUGGAAUUAGACUUGAAUAAAAGCCCGGCAGCCGAGUCAAGUAGUGAUGGUGAGGUGGGCCGGUCAUCUAAUCAAGCUUCAGAAGCUGGGACAAGGAGCGAGAAACAUGCCGAAUCAUAUGCCCAAUAUAGAGCCCCAGAUGAGUACUACACCACCAGAGAAAACCUACAUUUCAGGGCAACACAGCAUGCAAAAGAGACUGGCAUUUCCUAUCAAAAGGCAUAUUGGAAGAUCAAAAAGCAAGAGUUCCUAGAGAAUAUGAGAGUAAAUGAACCGGAACGUUGGAAUGCUCGUCAAGCCAAGAAGCAGAAACAAAGUAGUACUCAGAAACAGGCUGGAACAAGGUCACAAGAGCAACAUGAAAGCACUGAUCAGCAUAACAGAUCAUCUACUCAAGUCGAAAGUUACCCAUAUCAACAGGCUACCAAAGAAAAUAUACAUUUUAGAGCAGUACAGCAGGCAAAAGAGACUGGUAAGUCUUAUCAAAAGGUAUAUUGGAAGAUAAAAAAAGAAGCCUUUCUAGAGAAUAUGCGAGCGAAUGAUCCAGAACGAUAUAAUGCUCGUCAUAAAAAUCAAAUUGAUCCAAAGAAGAAGAUAUAUAUCUAUACUGGCAAGACAAAAGGUAAAUACAAUCGUUUACUCAAGUUACGUCGAGAGGGGAAGAUUACGCCUUCACAAAGACUGGAAUUAGCUCAAGAAACAAAGAAAUGGACAAAGUCGCAGUCGAAAGAUCUGCAUGUGUUUGGCUAUUAUUGCAAGACUCAGAUUGAAAUGAAUCUUACUUGUUUCGUCUUAUUGUUAUUGUGGUGCUCACACGCUUUUUGUAAUGCUUUCGUUCUGCAACAUUUCCAUGAAAGAGGUUACAGGCCUGAGUGUUUGGUGAAAAGAGCAGAUCUCGAUCUUAACAAGAGCCCGGCGGCUGAAAGCAGCAGUGAUGAAGAUGGAACUCGAUCUCCUGCUCAGCCCUCAGAAGCUAGAGCUGGCGUGAGACCGCAAGUACGACAUGAAAGCAUUGAUCAGCAUGCUCGAUCAUCUGUUAAGACUGUAGCUCAUACGGAUCAAGAUUCAACUAAAGAUGAUCUGUACUUAAAAGCACGACAGCACGCAAAAGAUACUGGUAAGUCAUUCAUAAAAGUUUAUUGGAUGUUCAAGAAGAAAGCACUCCUUGAACGCAUGCGAACUAAUGAACCAGAGCGUUGGAAUUCCAGAGAAGAGCAUCAGAAUGCUAAAAGAAAGAAUAGGAAGAUCAAACGGCAAAGAAGUCAAUAUGCAAAUUUGAUAAACUUGCGUCGAGAAGGCAAAAUCACACCUGCACAACGAUCAGAUCAAGGGUCAGAAGUACAGCCAGGAGGCAACGAUCAUCAUCCAGGACCAUCUGUCCAUAGCGAGAGUCAUUCAAAUCAUUACACCGCCGAUGAAGACUUCCGUCUCAAAGCACUAAUAUAUGCAAAAGAGACUGGAAGGUCCUAUCAAAAAGCAUACUGGAUGGUAAAAAAGCAAGCAUUUUUGGAGAAUAUGCGUAAUGAAGAACCAGAGCGUUGGAAUGCUCGCGAAGAAAUUCAAGGAAAGAAAAGAAAGAAGAACAGCGAAAAACGAUCUCAGCAAAGAAAAGAAUUGAAAAGGUUACGCCGAGAAGGGAAUGCUACGCAUGAACAACGAAUGCAACUGGCUCACCGUGCAGAAAAAGAAUAUGAACGAAGAAAGAGAUUUAGAAAAAAAGCAAAGCAAGCCAAAGAUUCAAAUGGUGUUGAAAUUGAUUUGAACUUGUCGCCACAGAAGGAAGAAACCCGUAGCGUUCAAAAGACCUUGAACGCUAUUGAUCCCGCAAGUCAAUCACAGACAAAAAUACGUCCAUAUGUGCGACGUACAUAUACACCACGAACGAUUAAGAAGGAAUACAGUGAAGGUAGUGGAGCCCGUAGAUCAAGGUUGUAUCGCGAAAGACGUCGUCAAGAUCCACAAAGGCUAGAAAGAUAUCUUUCAAAAGAACAAAGGAAGCAAGAAUUAAACGAGCAGCAAAGCAUACAAUUGGCAGAAUAUCGUCGAAGGCGUAGUAUGUCAAAAGAAAGGUGGAAUGCAAGAAAGAAGGCGCGCAUGGAGAAUUUGAACGAAGCAUCCGAAAGGAAAGAGUAA